GCUCCUCUGCAGAAAUGCACUUUUAUUCAGUCACGGAGAAGAGAACAUGGACACAGGAUGCUACAUCAUGAUCACUGAUACACAACUUGUUUUCUUCUCAUCAAUGGAUUUGUACUGAUUUUAAAAGAAUGGAUAAAAUAAGGGAUAAAAUAUUGGAUAAAGUGGAUAGUUGUGAUCUGUACGGCCGACCCGCCCGCAGGACACAAUGGAUAGCGAGUACCCUGGCGUACCAUUACGGACUGGACCGGGGAGUAGAGAACGAAAUUAUAGUUCUGGCGACCGGACUGGACCAGUAUCUGCAGGAGAUCUUCCACCACAUGGACUGUACAGGAGAUGGGAAGAUCCCCAUGGAGGACUUUAAUAUUCUGUGUGAGAUCUUGGGUUUGAACAAAGACUCUGAGUCGGAGGAGUGUGUGGGGGUCCUGGAUAAUCUGCCCAGUGAGUUUACCUUCAGACAGUUCCACGCUAAACUCUGCGGAUACUUCAGUACCAAGGCUGGGUCCCAGUAUGAGAACGGGAGGUUACUGGUCGGGAAAGACAGCGAGCACAUAGAAACUCAGAUCCGCCUGAGGAUCCCUCUGAGGCGGCGAAAGAAGCUGCUAUCUCUGGGGGCCGGUAGGAGAGAGAGCCGGGGAUCGUCACCGAACUCAGAUAGACAUUUGCCGGGCUGUCGGCAGCAGCGCGCCUCCUGCACCCGGGAGUGUUACGAGGAGAUUGUGGCUCUGGAGGAAGCAGAGGAAAGGAUAACUAAACUACAGGAUGAGAAUGCCAGUCUGAGGGAACUGGUGGAGGAUAUGAGGGCGGCUCUACAGAGCAGUGAUGCCCGCUCCCUGGCACUACAGGUAGGACUGUUGAAGAGCCACUCCAAACACAAAUCAGAGGGCGGCUGCUUCAUCGCUCAUCACAAACUAUCUGUCCGGACGACCCACAGCAGCAACAACUGCCAUGGGAACACCAAGACCCACAACCUCAGUCACAUCAAGACGGCCCACAGCAGCAAUCCCAGCAGCCAGCAUGACCCCAGCCAGUACUCUAGCCUGAGGACCAAUAGCCAGUACUCUAGCCUGAGGAGCCUCCUCCAUGAGAUUGACCCGAUCCACAGCUCUCGGGAUGGGCAGGUGGAGGAGACCAUUCUGUUUAAUAAAAAGCUGGAGCAAGAGCUGAAGUCGUCACGGGAGGCAGUGUCGGCGUUAGAGGGGUGUAACAGGGCACUGCAGGUGGAGCAGGGGGACAUGAGGAGGAAGGUGGAGGAUGCCCGUCAGGCGCUGGUCAGUGGAAUGGGGAAGGUCAAAGAGCUGGAGGCUAAAGCCAGCAGAGUACCGGUCCUACAGAGACACAUCCAGCAGCUGGAGCAGGAGAUCCUCUACUACAGGUCGGAGGUGUCUAACCUACAGCUCUCAGGGUGCACAAGGGCAAAUAAGCAGGUGGGCGGAGCCUGCGGACCAGUCCCGAGGUGUUGCCUAGACAACCAACAGGACCGCCGGUCCCCCACCGGCCGCUCGGAGACCACUCCAGAUAACAGUCAGGAGCAGUUGUUCCGGUCAGUAGAAGGCCAGGCAGCAUCAGACGACGACGAGGAAAAGUGGACAGGUGAACAACAGAGACAGGUGGACGAAGUGAAGAGGAUCCUCACCAGACUGUCCUGCUGCGGAGACAGGUGUGAUGACAAGGCUAUGAAGAAACUGCUGUCCCACUUCAGUGGUUCCAGGAGGAGUGAGGAGAGUAGGAGAGGAGGAGAGGAGGAGGAGGAGAGGAGUGAGGAGAGGAGGAGUGCGGUGGUAGAGCUCUUAGAGAAGGUGACGAGGCUGAAUAAAAAGUUGGAGCAGAAGGAGACCCAGGCACAACAGUUACAGAUGGACAUGGGCCAGAUGAAGGACACUCUGGUCCAGGUGUUACAACAGAAAGCUGAGGAGGCAGAGCUGCUCCAGACAGAACUACAGAUGCUGGAGACAGAACUACAGAUGCUGGAGACAGAAAGAGUGUGUCUGUCCCUAGUGGAGGAGAAGUUGCUGGAUGUUCUUCAGCUCCUCCACCAGCUCAGAGACCUCAACGUGUCCCGAAGCUCCCUGGGGAAGAUCUUACUGAGCACCUUGGAGUCCUGCAGCGACCCACAACAUGGGAAAGCCCACAUUCUGGAGGUGCUGAAUGCUCUGUACCACGAGCUGGCUGCCUGUGAGGUCCUGAGAACACAGUCCCUCAGCAACCCUCUGGAGAGAACACAGUCCCUCAACAACCCUCUGGAGAGAACACAGUCCCUAAACAACCCUCUGGAGAGAACACAGUCCCUCAGCAACCCUCUGGAGAGAACACAGUCCCUCAACAACCCUCUGGAGAGAACACAAUCCCUCAACAACCCUCUGGAGAGAACACAGUCCCUCAGCAACCCUCUGGAGAGAACACAGUCCCUCAGCAACCCUCUGGAGAGAACACAGUCCCUCAGCAACCCUCUGGAGAGAACACAGUCCCUAAACAACCCUCUGGAGAGAACACAGUCCCUCAGCAACCCUCUGGAGAGAACACAGUCCCUCAACAACCCUCUGGAGAGAACACAGUCCCUCAACAACCCUCUGGAGAGAACACAGUCCCUCAGCAACCCUCUGGAGAGAACACAGUCCCUCAACAACCCUCUGGAGAGAACACAGUCCCUAAACAACCCUCUGGAGAGAACACAGUCCCUCAACAACCCUCUGGAGAGAACACAGUCAUUUAACAACCAUCAGGAGAGAACACAGUCCCUCAACAACCCUCUUUAGAGAACACAGUUCCUCAACAACCCUAGUAGUUACUGAACAACCCUAGUAGUUACUGAAGUUCCCCUGAGUGGUGAGGUGAGGAGGCUUGGACCCUGGCAUGGGAAACAUUUAAAUGGUAUACUCCUUGCGUCCUCUCUCCUCGUCUCCUUCUCAAAACCCAUUGAUUGACAAACCCAGAGGUCCCUCCCCUCUGACCUUUUCCUCAAAUAGGUUUUGAGAAGGAGACGAGAGAGGACGCACGGAGUAUCCAAUUGAGAUGUUCCCCAUGCCAGGGUCCAAGCCUCCUCACGUCAGCGCCCAGGGGAACUUCAGUAACUACAGUUGGUUCCUGGUCAGACCAUAAUGUACAGUAUUAUCUACACUAUGUGACCAAAAGGAUGUAGACAUCUGCUCAUCAAACAUCUCAUUCCAAAAUCAUGGACAUUAAUAUGGAGUUGGUCCCUCCUUUGCUGCUAUAACAGCCUCCACUCUUCUUCCACUAGAUGUUGGAACAUUGCUGCAGGGACUUGCUUCCAUUCAGCCAUGAGAGCAUUAGUGAGGUCGGACACUGAUGUUGGGCGAUUAGGCCUGGCUCGCAGUCGGCGUUCUAAUUCAUCCCAAAGGUGUUCGAUGGGGUUGAGAUCAGGGCUCUGUGUAGGCUAGUCAAGUUCUUCCACACCGUCAUCGACAAAUCAUUUCUGUAUGGACCUCGCUUUGUGCACGGGUGUAUUGUCAUGCUGAAACAGGAAAAGGCCUUCCCCAAACUGUUGCCACAAACUUAGAAGCACAGCAUCAUUUAAAAUGUAAUUAUAUGCUGUAGCAUUAAGCUUUCCCUUCUCUAGAACUAAGAGACCCGAAACAUGAAAAACAGCCCCAGACCAUUAUACCUCAUCCACCAAACUUUACAGUUGGAAGUAUGCAUUGGGGCAGAUAGUGUUCUCCUGGCAUCCGCCAAACCCAGAUUCAUCUGCCAGGUGGUGAAGCGUGAUUCAUCACUCCAGAGAACGCGUUUCCACUGCUCCAGAGUCCAUUGGCGGCAAGCUUCACAACACUCCAGCCGACGCUUGGCAUUGCGCAUGGUGAUCUUAGGCUUGUGUGCGGCUGCUCGGCCAUGGAAACACAUUUCAUGAAGCUCCCGACUAAUAGUUAUUGUGCUGACGUUGCUUCCAGAGACAAUUUGGAAUUCGGUAGUGAGUGUUGCAACUGAGGACAGACAAUUUUUAUGCCCUUCAGCACUUUGCAGUCCCGUUCUGUGAGUUCGUGUGGCCUAUCACUUCCGUUAUUGCCGUUAUUGCUCCUAGACGUUUCCACUUCACAAUAACAGCACUUACAGUUGACCGGGACAGCUCUAGCAGGACAGUAAUUUGACGAACUGACUUGUUGGAAAGGUGGCAUCCUAUGACGGUGCCACGUUCAAAGUCACUGAGCUCUUCAGUAAGGCCAUUCUACUGCCAAUGUUUGUCUAUGGAGAUUGCAUGGCUGUGUGCUGGAUUUUAUACACCUGUCAGCAACAAGUGUGGCUGAAAUAGCCAAAUCCACUAAUUUGAAGGGGUGUCUACAUACUUUUGUAUAUAUAGUGUAUAUCCAUAUAUAUCUGUCAUGUUCCUUACUACGCCUCUGUUAAGAGAAGUUAUAUAACUGUUGAUUUAUUUUCUCUAACUACAGUAUUCUCAUUAGAACCUUCAGGCCCACUUCAAUCAGAUCCGCUUUAGCUGAUGUUUUGACGGUGUUGAAGGUGGAACUGCAUUAGAGCUGUCAAAUCCACAACGGCUCCCGGCAUUAUACCUAAAGCAGACAUUGUCAUUUGCUGCACAGAGUCAAUUGAGAUAUAUCUCAUGCAGUCUUGUUUACAAUUUCCAACACUGUAAUGUGAGAUGUAAUCUACACCUCCAUUAGGAUGUUAGAAAUCCCCAUUAUUUAGUUUCAUGAUUUUCAAUUUGAGCGUCAUUAUUUCUAUAUAGCCUACAUGUUCUCCUUCUGAACUUCUAACGCAAGUGGCACGGGUGUGGCUUCGUGACAAUGGGAGGAUUUGGUAAUGCUGAGCCGUGGGGCACCGGUCUAUGGCCCGUGACGUCAACGGGCAAAAGAAAUGAGGGAGGAGAGCCCUUCUCAAAUGGAACAGUAAUCUGCACCACUCAGUCAACAAGGCAGCAUGGUGCAUCAUCCAGAAACAUACAUCUAUUUAACAUAAAAUAUAAAUGUAGGAUUCUGGGUCCCAGAAUGAAUGCAAUCAACUUUCAAUCGAUGCAAAACAGGCGCCCGGGCCAGAUGAAUCACAUCCCCACAUUGAUCACAAGAGCAGCUGCUCAGCGAUUUGACAGCUCCAAUGCAGUUCCACCUCCAACACCACCAAAACAUCAGCUAUGCGGGUGUCGGCUAUCAAAUCAAAUCAAAUUGUAUUUGUUACAUGCACCGAAUACAACGUAAACCUUACCAUGAAAUGCUUACUUACAAGCCCGUAACCAACAAUGCAGUAUUUUUUAAGUAAGAAAAUAUUUACAUCAAAAAAUAAAAUUAAGUAUUUAAAAAAGUAACACAAUAAAAUAACCAUAACGAGGCUAUAUACAGGAGGUAUAGAUACAGAGUCAAUGUGCGGGGGUACAGGUUAGUUGAGGUAGUUGAGGUAAUAUGUACAUGUAGAUAGGGGUAAAUUGUCUAUGCAUAGAUAAUAAACAACGAGUAGCAGCAGCUUAAAAAAGGGGGUGAAUGCAAAGACUCCGGGUAGCCAUUUCAGUAACUGUUCAGCAGUCUAAUGGCUUGGGGGUAGAAGUUGUUAAAGAGCCAUUUUGGACCUAGACUUGGCGCUCCGGUACCGCUUGCCGUGGGUAGCAGAGAGAACAGUCUAGGACUUGGGUGGCUGGAGUCUUUGACAAUUUUUAGGCUUUCCUCUGACACCGCCUAGUAUAGAGGUCCUGGACGGCAGGAAGCUUGGCCCAGUUUAUAUUUGUAUUUAUUAUGGAUACCCAUUAGUUCCUGCCAUGGCAGUAGCUACUCUUCCUGGGGUCCAGCAAAAUUAAGGCAGUUAUACAUUCACAACAGAUUUCACAACACAUUAAGUGUGUGCCCUCAGGCCCCUACUCUACUACCACAUAACUACAAUACAAAAUCCAUGUGUACGUGUGUGUAUAGUGCAUAUGUUAUCGUGUGUGUGUGUGUAUGCAUGUGUCUUUGCCUAUGUUUGUGUUGCUUCACAGUCCCUGCUGUUCCAUAAGGUGUAUUUGUAUCUGUUUUUUAAAUCGAAUUUUACUGCUUGCGUGAGUUAUUUGAUGUGGAAUAGCGUUCCAUGUAGUCAUGGCUCUAUGUAGUACUGUACGUCUCCCAUAGUCUGUUCUGGACUUGGGGACUGUGAAGAGACCUCUUGUGGCAUGUCGGUUAGUAUUUGAUCUGAUUGAGUCUUGGCCUUCAGAUACGGUGACUAUACAGAACCUGCUAGUUGAAGUGGUGUUAUCUACAGUACUGACAGUAAGGACGUCGUAGUACUUUGUUCACCAUAUCUUUCACUUGCUAUAUGAUGUAUUUGUUUUGUUGUUAAUGUCAUAAAAUACCUGUCAAAAACACUUCCAAUAAAGCUCCACAGUACUGCUGUCUGUACUAUUAUGCAAACCA
This is a messenger RNA of Salvelinus fontinalis (brook trout), 6338 nucleotides long. RefSeq names its product EF-hand and coiled-coil domain containing 1 (gene efcc1). The transcript has 9 exons. The record is from RefSeq and is a predicted model, not a curated record. Bases 129 to 2753 code for a protein of 874 amino acids. NCBI's taxonomy places the organism in Eukaryota, Metazoa, Chordata, Actinopteri, Salmoniformes, Salmonidae. Gene Ontology annotation, molecular function: calcium ion binding.